Cyphomyrmex costatus is the source of this 1326-nucleotide messenger RNA. It is a transcript of the gene Ras85D, whose product is annotated as ras-like protein 1. The coding region runs from base 432 to 998 and encodes 188 amino acids. Lineage: Eukaryota; Metazoa; Arthropoda; Insecta; Hymenoptera; Formicidae. The transcript has 6 exons. Gene Ontology annotation, cellular component: membrane. The record is from RefSeq and is a predicted model, not a curated record. Gene Ontology annotation, molecular function: GTP binding; GTPase activity. Gene Ontology annotation, biological process: signal transduction.
GGGACGGAGGGACCAUUGGCAGCACUGCGACGAUGCUCCUUUCCAGAUGGUAUCUCCGGUGACUAAUACGCAACCAUACGCGAUUAGAGUGCAUUGCUUACUACGAAGAGGAGGAGCGUUUCAAACGACCCAUUUCAUGAAACGCGUGAAAUGAGCAUCCCUUGAGUCGCAUUUCCCCUCUCGACAUCGUCGUCUGUCGCGAUUGUUUACCGCAGAGAGAAGCAAUGCCGACUUGUCGCCGCCGAUCACCUUCUCCUUCAGCUCGAGGCAGCUCUCGAGGAUAGUCAAGUAACACCUUCUCGUCCGAGGUCGUCGCGUGACUGCAAUCGAGAUCCGCACACAUUUCUCACACGGCCACGCGAUUCAGACAAUUGAAGAAGUGAUCAGAGAGAAAUAAUACAAAUCCUAAGUUGUGUUAAGAAAACUACAUCAUGACGGAAUACAAGCUUGUGGUAGUUGGAGCUGGAGGUGUUGGAAAGUCUGCUUUAACCAUUCAACUCAUACAGAAUCAUUUUGUCGAUGAGUAUGACCCAACAAUCGAAGACUCAUAUCGAAAACAAGUAGUGAUCGAUGGUGAAACGUGCCUUCUCGAUAUAUUAGACACAGCUGGACAAGAAGAAUAUAGUGCAAUGAGAGAUCAGUAUAUGAGGACAGGCGAAGGAUUUUUAUUAGUGUUUGCCGUAAACUCGGCUAAAAGUUUUGAGGACAUUGGAACGUAUAGGGAACAAAUAAAACGAGUGAAAGAUGCGGAAGAAGUUCCAAUGGUUUUAGUGGGAAAUAAGUGUGAUCUUCAACAGUCUUGGGCGGUAAACAUGACUCAAGCGAGAGAGGUCGCGCGACAGUAUGGUGUGCCAUUUGUAGAAACUUCUGCGAAAACGAGAAUGGGUGUAGACGAUGCAUUUUAUACUUUGGUCAGAGAAAUACGAAAAGAUAAAGAACGUACAGGUAAACCACCUGGAAGUAGUGGACACAAGAAACGUCGAUGCUUUAUUUUAUAAGUCUUUGGAUAACACCAAUUUACUUUUACUCGACUACUACGCGUAAAUAAGAUAUGAAAAGCCUUACAUUAUGUUCACAGCACAAACAUUUACAGCUUAUCCUAUAGAAUAUUGUAAUGAUUGCAAGCACAAUUUUUUCUAUACAUAGAGAGAGAGAGAGAGAGAGAGAGAGAACAAAUUACCUAAUAGUACGUUUUUACUAAUGGGCUUAUGUUGCAUAUAAGAAUGUUUAACUUGGCAGCUUGCCAUGCAAUUCCAUAACUGAAGCGUCUUAACCCUUGAUUGAAUAAGAUGAUAUUGAAUAACAUUGAUCUUUUUAAUUACAAUA